AUGGCUCACGAGAGUCGCAACGAUGCUAUGUUAAGGAUCAUGCCCAACGGGCGAUAUACCGUGGAGGCAAUUAUGGUUAUUAUCUGCGCCACUAUUUCGUUAUACAAUAGCAUCGAGUUGCUUGCUCUCAUCUUCACAUCAUCCAGACGACGCAGCGACUUGUAUUUCUGGAGCAUCACUGCGGCUUCGGUGGGCAUCUUGCCAUACGCGGUUGGCUGGUUGAUCCGCUACCUCGACGUUGUUGGCGAUGUGCCGGAUAUGAUCAUCAAUGACAUCGGAUGGAUGCUCUUGACUACUGGCCAAGCUCUAGUCCUAUAUUCUCGACUCGGACUGCUCGUUAAAAGCGCAGUUGUUCUCUGCGUGACAAAAUGGAUGAUAAUCGUCAACGCUGCCAUUUGGCAUAGCGCCAUAACUGUACUCAUCUUUGCCAUCAGCCGCCAGCGGAAACUCGACCCCGGCGGCGCCUUUGUCAAGGUUGACAAGUUCCAGUUGACAGUGUUUUGCGUACAGAAUUUUAUCCUUUCUGGUCUUUACCUGUGGAAAACCACAAAGAUAUUGAGGAAGAAGACGCCACAGCAUCGAACCAGCCGCGUCCUGUGGCAUCUCAUUCUCAUCAACGUUUUACUUGUACUCAUCGACGUUGCACUGCUCGUCGUCGGCUUUACCAACUAUUUUCUCUGGCAGCAAGGCGUAAAGGCAGUCGGAUAUUCAAUCAAACUCAAGCUCGAGUUUGCUAUACUGGGAAAACUUGGCGAUUUUGUUUAUAACGGGGGAGAACUGGUGACUGACUAUCCCAUGUUUGGGUUUGUGGAUAUGGAGCCUGAGCCUGAGCCCCAAUCCAAGUCAAGGCCAACAGCACGGCCAAUACAAGCCCCUGAAGUGGCCCAUGUCGAAAGCUCCAGGAAGCCAUCAAGUGCUUCUGCUGCCGAGUCGUCGCAGCAUCGCGAGUUCGUAUCGGGCGAGACUGUUGUUGACAAAGGCAAGGGUGUAUUGAGGUGUGCAUUGGAUAAGGGCAAAAGUAAAUGUGUAGGCGACUGCAGCAGCAAUGGUGUUCAAACUUCGAAUUAG
Molecule: messenger RNA, 1068 nt
Organism: Fusarium coffeatum
Lineage: Eukaryota; Fungi; Ascomycota; Sordariomycetes; Hypocreales; Nectriaceae
Exons: 2
Coding region: 1-1068 (355 amino acids)
Source: RefSeq, a predicted model, not a curated record